AUUAUUAUUAUUAUACAACGAGAGACCUCAGUUGUCGACAACAGUCAGUCAGUCAGUCAUACAUACAGAGGAUAUGCGAGAUUCAAUGGUAAGCAUACCGUCGCUGUUGACUUUCAACACAUCGACUACUAGUACUAAAAGACGAAGAAGAGUAGGACAGUUAUCAUAUACUACUACACGUGCCAUACAACAGCAACAACAAGAUAUGGAUGUAAAUACUACUACCCAUACCUCUACUACACCAACUACUGAUACAACGCCACCGCCGCAGCCACCAGUGGCUGCCACACCGAUACUACCGUUUCUCUAUUUGGGUAACGAAACUGAUGCCCAAUUCAAAUGUCUGAGACAAUUGGACAUUACCUAUGUAUUGAGUAUAAGUACCAGUGCUGGCACUGAUAAUGAUAGUAGUGGUGGUAGUGUUAGCGAUGAUGACCAACACAAACAACCGUCGGGUAUUCAUUAUAAACGGGUGCCGGCAGUCGAUUCGUACCAACAAAAUCUAAUGCAAUAUUUUGACGACUCGUAUCAUUUUAUCGAUGAGGCCCGAAAACGCGGCCACAACGUACUGGUACACUGUCAGGCGGGCAUAUCCCGAUCGGCUACCAUUACCAUAGCCUAUCUGAUGCGGCAUCUGUGGCUCAGUUUGGUCGAUGCCUACAGUCUGGUCAAAACUAAGCGGCCAAUUAUAUCGCCAAAUCUGAAUUUUAUGGGCCAACUACUCGAAUGGGAACACCAGUUGACGACACACCAACAACAACACCAUCACCACCAGCCGUCACAGUCGUUGACCAUCAAAUAGGAUGGAUAGACAUAUCAUAUCAUACUAUAUUUGUUUGGUUUAAUUGUUUUAAUACAUUGUUGUUGUUGUUGUCGACAUCCGAUUAUUAUUAAUGACUUUCCCCUCGGGAGUGACUGACUUAUUAUGACCCGUAUAUAUAUACAGACAGUGAUAAUGAUGACCACCACCGAUGAUGAUGAUGAUGAUGGCUGUCUCCGAUACUUAUAUAAAACACUUAUUGAUCUCUGCGACCAUUAAUUUUGUUGUCUACCCCACCCCACCCCCGCCGAAAACCAAAUAUACCCGAACUACCCGAUUAUUAUUAUUAUUAUUUAAUUACCCGAUUUGAUUACUACUACUACUACUAUGAGAAACGUGUCAUAUCUAUGGUUAACCUAUUUUUUACCUAAAAAAAAACUAAUCAUUACUAGUCUAU
Messenger RNA from Oppia nitens, 1217 nucleotides. RefSeq names its product dual specificity protein phosphatase 10-like. The transcript is spliced from 3 exons. Bases 74 to 802 code for a protein of 242 amino acids. Gene Ontology annotation, molecular function: protein tyrosine/threonine phosphatase activity; MAP kinase tyrosine/serine/threonine phosphatase activity. Gene Ontology annotation, biological process: negative regulation of MAPK cascade; protein dephosphorylation. Lineage: Eukaryota; Metazoa; Arthropoda; Arachnida; Sarcoptiformes; Oppiidae. The record is from RefSeq and is a predicted model, not a curated record. Gene Ontology annotation, cellular component: cytoplasm.